UUUUCGGUAUAUAAGCCGGCUGAGAGAAGUGGAAGGCACAGCUCUCCUGACCAGCUCAGUCAGCCAACACACCAACCAAACAUGAACACCCUGACUUUCGUGUGCCUGACGGCCCUGGUGGCGGUGGCCGCCGCCUCCGGAUACUACGGAUACGGAAACGCCAUCUCCGGAUCCCACAGCAACCAGUACGGCGGAUACGGAUACGGACGCGUCACCAAGGCCGUCGUCAGAACCGUCGGACUCGGCGGAUACGGCGGAUACGGCGCUGGAUACGGAUACGGCGGAUACGGCCUGGGUCUGGCCCGCGGCUACGGAGGAUACGGCCUCGGCGGCUACGGAGGAUACGGCCUCGGCCUGGCCCGCGGAUACGGAGGAUACGGAUACGGACUCGGCCGUGGAUACGGCGGCUACGGCCUGGGUAUUGCCAAGGUGGGCACCAUUGGCUACGGUGCUGGGUACGGCUACGGCGCUGGCUACGGCGGCUACGGCCUCGGAGGUCUGAGCUACGGCUACGGCUCGGGAAUCUACGGCUACGGCCACUAGAGUUCGGGGACGUGCUGUCGGUCUGUGAAUUGAGUGUCCUGUUGACGUGUUAUGCCGUACUAUUGCAAUAUGAACUAGUGUUAUUUAUUAGAAAAUACAUGAUAACAAUGAAA
Molecule: messenger RNA, 656 nt
Organism: Amphibalanus amphitrite
Lineage: Eukaryota; Metazoa; Arthropoda; Thecostraca; Balanomorpha; Balanidae
Product: keratin-associated protein 19-2-like
Exons: 2
Coding region: 82-543 (153 amino acids)
Source: RefSeq, a predicted model, not a curated record